GAGUCGAACGUGGAAGUAGGGAGCAGGCGGAGGCCGGCGCGGAGCUGUAGCUAAGCAAGCCGGGUCUGGCUUUGGGCCCUGGGCCUUCCUGCCGGGGACUCUGCGCCUGCGCCCGCCUGGCCGCCGCCUGCUCUCCCGGCGCGGCAGCUGUCUGGGCUGCUGCGCGCCGCCUAGGUGUCUGGGCGAUCCAUGGGCAAGAGCAAGGGCCACGAUGACAGAUUACGGCGAGGAGCAGCGCAACGAGCUGGAGGCUCUGGAGUCCAUCUACCCUGACUCCUUCACAGUAUUAUCAGAAAAUCCACCCAGCUUCACCAUUACUGUGACGUCUGAGGCUGGAGAAAAUGAUGAAACUGUCCAGACUACCCUCAAGUUUACAUACAGUGAAAAAUACCCAGAUGAAGCUCCCCUUUAUGAAAUAUUCUCCCAGGAAAAUCUAGAAGAUAAUGAUGUCUCAGACAUUUUAAAAUUACUAGCAUUACAGGCUGAAGAAAAUCUUGGUGUGGUGAUGAUUUUUACUCUAGUGACAGCUGUGCAAGAAAAAUUAAAUGAAAUAGUAGAUCAGAUAAAAACUAGAAGAGAAGAAGAAAAGAAACAAAAAGAAAAAGAAGCAGAAGAAGCUGAAAAGCAAUUAUUCCAUGGUACUCCAGUUACAAUUGAGAAUUUCUUAAAUUGGAAAGCCAAGUUUGAUGCAGAACUCUUGGAAAUUAAAAAGAAAAGGAUGAAAGAAGAAGAACAAGCAGGAAAAAAUAAAUUAAGUGGGAAACAACUAUUUGAAACAGAUCAUAAUCUUGACACAUCUGAUAUCCAGUUCUUGGAGGAUGCUGGAAACAACGUGGAGGUAGAUGAGUCUUUGUUCCAAGAAAUGGAUGACUUGGAGCUGGAGGAUGAUGAAGAUGAUCCAGACUAUAAUCCUGCUGACCCAGAGAGUGACUCAGCUGACUAAUGGACUGUCCCCAUCUGCAGAGAGGCUUGACUGCCACAGCAUCUGUGGCUAUGCUCAGAGGGUUAUGAUUUUCCUUUCUUUUUUUCUAAGAAAAAAUUAUUUUCAGGAGAAUAUUCUUCUGAUAGCUUUCAUCAUUGAACUUAAUAAACUGACCUUAAAAUUUCAAAUAUAAAA
Molecule: messenger RNA, 1117 nt
Organism: Gorilla gorilla gorilla (western lowland gorilla)
Lineage: Eukaryota; Metazoa; Chordata; Mammalia; Primates; Hominidae
Gene: RWDD1
Product: RWD domain containing 1
Exons: 7
Coding region: 212-943 (243 amino acids)
Molecular function (GO): protein binding
Source: RefSeq, a predicted model, not a curated record